AUGGCUAUCGACAAGAAGCGGCCCGUGGCCCUCAACUUGAGGCCUGCACGAACACCCUCGACGGAUUCGUCAUCCUCCGAUGGCUCUCUGAAGCACCCACGAACGCCCCGUUUUGCGGAGGCUACUACUGUCCACUCUCCAGUCGAUGCCCGCAAGGGGCCCUUCUCUAGGAAUGACAGCUCGGCCGUUGCCCAAGCACAGCCUGGCGAUAUUGGUUUCGGCUACAUCAACGACGACUCUAACCGCGAAUCGGUCGCCAUGCCCAUGACCCCGAGGUCGCCCCUCAAGAGCGCGAUGAAGGUGCCCGGCACUCCUGGCCGGAGGUUCGACAACCCUCUCAGCCCUACCUUCAGGGAAGAGCAGAUUCUGGAGAAGCGAGAAGCCUCCACGGAGAAGGAGCAGGCCAAGGACCUGAAAAUCAAAGUCCGCGUGCGCAUGGCCAAGUUUGCUCUGCGUGGUGUCAACUUCAGCUGCAGCCUGAUCAUCCUGGCCAUGCUGUCGUCCUCCUUCGCCAUCUUCAACGCCACCAAGUCACUUCCGGCCCAGAACGGCCUGCCUGCGUGGGCCGGCAACACCAAUGCUUGGCCCCAAAAGGUCGUUCUCGCUGCUUCCUGCGUCUCGUUGGCGAUCUGUGUUACGGUCUUUAUCGGUUAUUGCCGGGGUGGCCACCAGCGGGCUGAGAAGGUCGGCGUCUACUACACCCUGUUCGCCGUUGGCUGGUUCAUCUUCAGCAUGGUCAUGUGGUGUGUGGCGGCCGGCCUCUUCCAACACUCGCGCACCAGCAGCGGGAACCAAGACAUGUGGGGUUGGUCGUGUGUUCAGAACCACCGCUCCCAGAUCUUCCAGGACAAGGUUGAUUAUGCUCUUGUUUGCAGACUUCAGAACUGGUCUCUGAUCUGCAUCAUCAUUGAAAUCGUGGUGGAAGUGAUCAGCAUCACUCUUUACAGCAUCAUCUUCUACCGCUACUACCGAAAGCGCCAGCUUACCAAGUCGAUGGACCUGCGAGACAAGGCCCGCUCCGACCUGUACCUGGCUCAGCUCCGGACCCAGUCCGCUCCCAACACCCCCGGGUUCGGCCCCAAGUCUCCCGCCCUGUCGCAGUACGCCCUGUCCCCGCGGUUCCCUCCCUCGUCCCACCAGACCUACCGCUCGCUGGGCGACAUCGAGGAAGGGGCCUCGCCCUUCACCCCGGGCGGCCAGCGCCUGGUCGAGCCCACCUCGGCCUUCUCCAAGCCGGCCGCGGACUCGGGCUUCAAGCUUCAGGCCCCGCCCACCAAGGCCCGUUCUGCCACUCCCAAGACAACUGGUGGAUUCCAGACCCCCACGACUGAUUCAACGCCGAUGCCGUCGCAGAGCACAGCCGUCGAGCAUGCUCCUGUAGCUCCAGGGGAGCAAAUCUACGAGGCCGUUGCGAUCCCCGGCGCCUACGCCGACGCAGCCGUCAAGAGCCCUCCCGCUCACCAGACGAGCUUCAGAUGA
This is a messenger RNA of Thyridium curvatum, 1479 nucleotides long. RefSeq lists its product as uncharacterized. The coding region runs from base 1 to 1479 and encodes 492 amino acids. The transcript is spliced from 3 exons. The record is from RefSeq and is a predicted model, not a curated record. Lineage: Eukaryota; Fungi; Ascomycota; Sordariomycetes; Thyridiales; Thyridiaceae.